UCCACAGACACAGAGAGCGCGGAACACAACAACGUGGAAAUGCGCUCAAAAACUUUGGGUUUGAAACGGCGCGCAUGCGCGGAGCCUCGUGGGUAGAACAGUGCGCAUGCGUGGGACGCGGACGGAGCAGCAGCCAGGAGCUAGCGCACGUUUUUCGCCGAAAUGGACUCUCAGAAAGACAUCCCGCCUCCUAAACAGCAGCCCAUGAUCUACAUCUGCGGAGAGUGUCACACUGAGAACGAGAUCAAGGCACGAGAUCCGAUCCGCUGCAGAGAGUGCGGCUACAGGAUCAUGUACAAGAAGAGGACGAAGAGACUGGUCGUGUUUGACGCCAGAUGAGCAACACGUUCUUCUCUUCACUUCUUUUUGCAUUUUUUUUUUCUUGAGUUUUUGUGUGAGAUUGUAAAUACGUGUGUACGAGUGAAAUACUGAAAUACAGUUUUGUGUAAAAAAAAAAAAAAAAGAAUCACUGAAUCACUUUUCUGCUGUUGUUCAUAAAGUCCUCUGUGACUUCUGGGAUUGUUUAUAGAGAUACAGGAAAGAGUCUCUUCAUACCACUGCUCUACAGGUUACAGCAUGUCGAGGAAAAACACACACACACACACACACACACACACAGAGUACUAAUGCAGCAGAAUGUAUUAUUGUAUGUUUAACACACAAACAUAAAACUAUAUGAAAAAUAAUACAUUUAUAAAAUUA
Molecule: messenger RNA, 702 nt
Organism: Silurus meridionalis
Lineage: Eukaryota; Metazoa; Chordata; Actinopteri; Siluriformes; Siluridae
Gene: polr2k
Product: RNA polymerase II, I and III subunit K
Exons: 4
Coding region: 163-339 (58 amino acids)
Biological process (GO): DNA-templated transcription
Cellular component (GO): RNA polymerase I complex; RNA polymerase II, core complex; RNA polymerase III complex
Molecular function (GO): DNA binding; zinc ion binding; DNA-directed RNA polymerase activity
Source: RefSeq, a predicted model, not a curated record